Messenger RNA from Acaulospora colombiana, 996 nucleotides. The record is from the annotation of a GenBank genome assembly. Lineage: Eukaryota; Fungi; Glomeromycota; Glomeromycetes; Diversisporales; Acaulosporaceae.
AUGGCGUCUUUAAGUAAUGAAACUCCACUUAUUUUAUAUCACUAUGCCGGGUCACCUUUUUCCAUGAAGAUAAUUUGGGCCCUGACGAUUAAAGGAUUGCCCUGGAAUUCAGUUACAGUGCCUCUCACUCUCCCAAGACCUUCAUUGCAACUACUGACACACGGAUAUCGCCGUAUUCCCGUACUUCAAUGCGGAUCCGACGUGUUCGUCGAUACUUCUUUAAUAUUGGAGGAGUUGGAAAGAAGGAAAGGAUCCGAUAAAAGUGACAAGGGCCUCGCUAAGUCCAUGAUCAUGUGGACCGAUAGAUACUUUUUUAGUGCCUCCAUACAAUCUUCCCUCGUCUCUACGGAUCCCUCAACUCCUAAAUUUCUUACUACAUCUAAUUUUCUCUCCGAUCGUUCCUCACUUAUGGGCAGACCAUUCAACCUCCAGAAACUCCGGUCCGACCGCCCCCAAAUUAUCGAUCAAAUCCGUUCCAAUCUUGAAUGGAUUGAGCAACAACUAGAUGAUGAUCGUGAAUGGUUUCUCGAUACUCUGACCCCGGGAAUAGCCGACAUCCAUGUCGCGACGAAUUUAUUCCUCCUGGGCUUCACUAGAAGUGCGAAUGAAUUGUCUAUUGCUCAGAAUUAUCCUAAGACUUACGCAUGGUUUAAUAGGUUUGGAAAAUAUAUUAAGGAAAGUGAAAAGCCACCUGUUAACAUGACUGAGGAAGAGGCAUUAGAGAUUGCAAGGAAGUAUAAACCAUUGAGUGCUAGGGAUGCACAAUUGGAGGAUAAAAUGGACUUAUAUAGGAAGGUGGGAGAUCGAGUCAGUAUUCAACCAGAUGAUUAUGGAAAAGUCCCGGUGGUGGGAAAGAUUGUUAGUUUGGGCAAUUCCCAUGUGGCCAUUAGGCCUAACAAUAUAGACAAAACCGGUAUUGAAGUGGUGGUUUGGUUUCCUAGAGCUGGAUAUGAUAUUAUUCCUAUUAACAAUAAUCAAGUUUCUGGAAGAUUGUAA